AUGUUUUCUCCGUCCAUGAGCGAGGGCGGCCCUGCCACGGCCACACGAAGCAGAAGACGCCAACGACCCGUCAGCAAUGAAAGCCUUGCUCAACAGCCCAAGGCCAAGCGCCAGCGUCUGCCUUUGACUGAGCAGACAUUUGUCAAUCCCGAUGUUUCAUCAGCGCCUGCCCCCGAAAUGUACGAAGUCAAGUCCGACAAAGUUGCGACGCUCGACGUGCGGCAGGACGGCAUCGAGAACCACCCGCCCAUCACACCUACCCCCAGAAAAGAGCUCAGCGUGCGCGCCAAGAAGCCGAAAGGAGGAGAGCGACCUACCAAGGGCGAUGGAAGUGUUGUUUUGACGACCAACAACGCGUACACUGUGAGCAAACUUCCUGCACUUCCAGACCGUAUCCGUGCAGAUGCUUCAGCCCAGCAACACGGCGACAUCUUCUCGAACGGGUACGCCCUCAGCUUGAGCCACACUCACGCGGUCGUCUGGCCAUACACGACCCCUACCCAAUCCCCCGAGACAUUCACAUUUACUCUGCCAUAUCCUUCCAAACAUGCUUCAGAACCUCUUCCGUUAGGAUGUCUUGUAUCGCCAUCAGCAUCGUCCAUUGAACCCGGCCUGGUUGUCGUGAUGCCAGUCAGUGGGAAAAUUGCGUAUUGGGAAUCUAUUUCGAGCGCGGCGACCCUGGACUUCAUCCGCCAGCAGCGACAUGGCGUAGAGGGAGCGAUCUCCGGCAUGUACUCUGGGGAGAGGGUCAUCCAGAUUACAAAUGCCGAAUCUGCCGGCUUUGUUCUCGCAUUCAGCAGCGGUAGAUUGGCGUACAUGAACGUUCGCGAUGGACACGGCAGGCCGACGAUCUCUGUCCAAUUCCUCCGUACAAGCCUGGGACCCGCAAAUGGAGGACUCUUCGGAAGCAUUCGUCACGCUCUUACACACACCACUGGACGUGGCGAUAUUGCUGCCGUACGGGCAGAACGCACUGCCCGCGUUGGUGAGCGCAAUGUUGUUGCUGCCACUCUUAAGGGAAGGCUACACGCAUGGAGGAUUCACCGUGGGGGACAUCAUGAUACCAUUGUUGAAGCGGAUAUGCAGGAGGAGAUUAUUGACGCUAUCCGCGAAGUCGAUCCUUCAAGUGGAGAGUUCCAUCACGACACAUUUGAAGUUGUGGACUUCACUUUUGUCCCCAAAGGGCUGGAAGCCAAGUAUCGGGACAUGAGCAGGCUUAGUGAUGCCAUGGCCUCUGACGAUAUCAACUUGCAGCAUCUUCUUCUUCUUGUCAGUCUUACUAAGAAGAGAGAGUCGCAUUACUCACUGGUUGAGGUCAUCCUCUCCCCAUCUUCAGCGCAGGUUGGGAUGGUACGCCCCAUCACAUCCUACAAAGCUCGCUUCAGCCCGGCGAACCCUCUACAAGCAACGCGACCUCGCCUUUAUCUUCCUCGGCCCGCUCUUGUGGCUUUCAUUGUAUUAGACAAAGCUGUUGUGGUUGCGUCAAUUGGUGUCCCUCCCGAAUCGCCCGACGCUCAACUACAGGAGGACAACCACAUUAUUCCUCCUACAUACGAGGACGUUAUUACCCUUUCUGAUAACAAUCAGUCUGAGGUUCUUGGCUCUGGUUUUGAGGAGCCCCAAGCGGCAAACAGUCACGAAGAAUCUAGAAGUCAGCGUCAAAAGACCAAAAACCCUGCGGUCGUUCUGAUCGUCCGCGGUUCGGGCGUCGUACGACUCACGACAACAGAUAUAGACAGAUUCGGCAGCGACAAGCCCCCCAAAGUCACUCCAAAAAGCAAGCUAGAGCAGGCAGUAUUUUUCGGCAACAAGCAAGAUACCCCGUUGGUUUUCGAUGGAAGGAAAGGCGUUCAGUUCUCAGAUAGUGAGAUCGCUGAAGCUGCGCUGCAGCUGAGUCACGAGAUCAUGAGCUCAUCAACGCCGCACAUUUCAAGUGUACCGGCAUCUCUGGAAGACAACCUCAGCAAUCGAGUCCUCGCCUUGGAGCGCCUGAUGCUGCACCUCAAGCAAACAAAGGUCAACUUGGACAGGCGAACCCGAUGGCUUCUGCUUUCGCACGCCGAAAAGAUGAUGGUAUCAACCAUUCUCUGGAAACGUCAUGAGGCAUUCACCAACGAGCGGCCAGCCAACGAUAAGAAGGAUCUAAUUGCGGAAAUUGUCGAGUUCAUUCAUCAGGACGACAAGACCAACCUUAACCGCAAUGUUGGAGAGGUUGACCGUGUAAGGCAUUGGUUUAUUCACGACGUUGACAGACUUGAGAUUUUCAUCGCCUGGGCAUAUGAAGUCAUCAAGUAUAUGUACAAAGACCAUAUCAUGGAUGAUGUACGCAUCACACGACUCAUGUACGAGGCUCAGCAAGUGAACCUGGUUGCGUUGAUCACGGCCCUUGAUUACCGGCAAAAGAAACUUUCUUUCUACGGGCUCGAGGACGAGGAACUGGAUCUCGGAAUUGUGCGUGAGAACUACGAAGGUCUUCCUGAGCCAUGGACCGGCUGCCAUUACAUCUGCAACAACCUGAAGCGGCUACUUGAACUGAGCCAUACAUGGCUCGAUCAAUACUACCCACCGAAGGACAAAGUCAAGGACAAGUCCAAGCAACCGGACCCCGCUCUUCUUGAGAAGAUCAACUCCGAGAUUUCUAACCUGACUGAUCAGUACCUUGUUUCUCUGCUCGAGGCAUCCCGGUGGAAUGCUGUACAGCUUGACUCCAAGGCACAGAAGUGGUCUGAGCAUCUGACGAAGCUCUACGAUUCAGACAAGAACGACAAGAUUCUAGCACUUCUUCGACUUGGGAAAUGGGACGAGAGCAUCAAAAUUGCUGAAAAGCAUCGAUGUUGGAAAGCUUUGGCCCUAGCCAUGAUAGAGCAGAUCAACACUCUCAAGCACGAGGCAACUCUAUCAAGAUCACAAGUUGAGGCUCGUGAGUUGACCAAAAAGGCCGAGUCGAGGGAGAAGCAGAUCGGUCAAUACUUCGACAAGUACGGCGAAGCCUUUGCCUUCCCUACGUACGAGAUCUUGCUGGACAAUUCUGGUGUGCAAGCGGUCCUUGAUUUCUCCUACGACAACCAUGCGUACAGGACGAAGUUCCUCCGCGAAAAACCCGAACUUGCCAAGAUAUCUUGGAUCAACGAUAUCCAAGGCGAGAAUGAUAUUGAUCAUGCUGCAGAGACCCUUCUCGACCUCGGCCUGACUCGUGAGCAGCAGGUGUGGAAUAAGAAGAUUGAACUCAGUCUUGGAAAACUUGCACUGCUGGCCGAGUCACAGGAGCCGUCGACUCCGAACCUCUUCGGCAUCAAGCGAACAACUAGUGGCGAGGCGAAGGACUCAUCCAAGAAUGACGAUAAACUGGAUAUCAUCGACAGCCAGCUUGGAAUUGUCAGGAUUCAGGAUCAGCUCUAUGCGCAGAUAUUCCCCUCGAUCCAGACGGCUGUCGAUGAGAUCGCCGAGCUUCAGCUUGCUAUGGAGAACCAUUGCGUGCAGCUUCCAAAGAAGCAGAAGGCACUUAUCCAAAUCUUUGAGAACAGCAUGCGCCGGCUUCUUAAGCACGAAGCACUCGAUGCCAUGUCUCUUAUCGACCUGCUCACGCUCGUCAACCUUCCUGCCGAUACAGCUGCUGAGAUCGCCGACCCCUUCUAUCUUGCUCUUCUGGUUGCUUCUUUCGGCCUCCAGGGCGAAGAGCUCAAGAUGGCCAAGCGUCUCAUUUGGAGGCGAUGCUUCAUCCGCGACGACUGGACGAAGAUCAACGACACCCAGUUGAAGGACGAUUCUGCUGUGGAGGAAAAGAUUACCAACACGGCACUCUUCGGCGCGUUCGCCUCCUGCUACCAGCACCAGACUAUUGAUAACCCCUUCCAACCUUUCAAGCCAUCAGACGCGCUCGGCGCGUUCACGGCAGACCUGGACAGCCGGUUCAGCGACAUGGAGAAGUCUUACAGGGACAAGCUCCUAGACGCUAUGAAGUGGGAAGAUUCUAUCCUUCGCAAGUACAUUGACAAGGCACGUUUGGAGGAAUGGACCCGCACGACAGCCGAAUCGGCUGAAGCGUUGGUUGCGGAAUCUGUGGACGAGGCCACAAGGGCUGCCGCCGCAGAUGCAGAUGAGCUUCCGGAGCAGCACACUAACGGAAAGGCGAAUGGCAGCAACUGA
Colletotrichum truncatum is the source of this 4146-nucleotide messenger RNA. Its product is annotated as nuclear pore complex subunit nup133. Gene Ontology annotation, cellular component: nuclear pore outer ring. Lineage: Eukaryota; Fungi; Ascomycota; Sordariomycetes; Glomerellales; Glomerellaceae. Gene Ontology annotation, biological process: transcription-dependent tethering of RNA polymerase II gene DNA at nuclear periphery; poly(A)+ mRNA export from nucleus; protein import into nucleus. The record is from RefSeq and is a predicted model, not a curated record. Gene Ontology annotation, molecular function: protein binding; structural constituent of nuclear pore.